AAGAUGGCGUCCUUCAAAGUGACCUUUCAAAAAUUCUGCUUCUAAUCGUGAUCAAAAGCCGACGCGAUGCUUUUUCAAUGAUUUAGUGUGUUAGCAAUGGAAUGGUCCAAAGGAAGAGUAGUUUUGAGCACUAGAAAGUGGUAAUAUUUUCCCAAUCAUUUCUGCAACGCCUCUUACCGCUCUAGCUUUUUUGUUGGAUUUGAAUCCUUAAAAUGGCACAGAAUUUGGCGGUAGAUUUGAUGUUGAGGACUUUGAUGAGUUCCCUUGAGUUCAGGGAAUCGGAAAACAAAAACUGGGAAGGAGUAGCCAAGCUAAUUCCUGGAAGCUCUGCACAACAGUGUGCAAAAAGAUGGGCAGAAAUCCAGCAAACCUCAACUUCACAGCAUUCAUCUUCAGACUCCAGACACCUCUCCAAAUUAUUAAACUCUGUUUUGCAUUUUGCUGAUGAAAAAGAAUUAACGAAUGAGACUGUGCCAAAGGACAUAGUAAGGAGUGACCCACAAUCAGCUUCAGUUAAAACCAACAGCUCUCCAGGUCAACAACUUCAAACCAAUCUGGAAGCAGGACUUAACAAAAGGACAUCAGAGGCAUCUUCCUAUGUAGAAAGUGGUGAAGAAUCAUUGUCAAAGCAGAAAUCAGUUCUCAGACAACCUUCAAGAUCGGCCUUGUCACAAGCUUCAAAUCUGGAGUCAUUACAAGGGCCUAACAUGGUUAUCCAUGUGUGUGAUGAAAGUAAGAACUUAAAACAAGACUUCACAUGCCCAAGGGACUUGCUGAUAAGUGAGAUGAGAUAUUUCGCUGAGUAUUUGUCAGUGGAAGCCCAACGAUGGGAGGAGGUUGAUAUUUCUGUUCAUUGUGAUGUGCAGAUCUUUGAUUGGCUGAUGAAGUAUGUUAAAAGACGGCUUCCAGAUAAGAGCAAAUCCAGGACUGAGGAAAAGAAACCCAAACUUGAACCAAACAAUGUCAUAUCCAUCUUGAUAUCUUCAGACUUCUUAAAGAUGGAUGCACUGGUAACCGAGUGCAUCCGCUACUGUCAUCAGAAUAUGUCAGCCAUUGUAGCCACGCCCUGUAAUAUGAACUGUAUUAAUGACAAGUUGGUCACUAGAAUAGCAAAGCUGUUUAACCAUAAUGAAUUAGAAGCAAUCAAGGAUCGAAAGGACAAAUUUAAAAGCAAACUGUUUUGCAAGAAAAUCGAAGAACUGUUUGAUCCAAGGCUCCAAUCAAGUUCAUCUGCAAAUGCCAGUACUCUUUUCAGAUGCAUCGCUUGUGGAAGACUUCUGACAGCAGAAUCUCAAGGCAAACUACGAUGUGUUCCUAACAGAAUGAUGGUGAAUCAUCGAGGAAGAGUGUCUUACGUCCAUUCACGGGACUUUACCUGGGAUGUGAAUGACUACCUUCUUGGAUUAAGAGAUGAAGUUAAAUCUUGGAAAGAAGUUUACUGGAGAUUAUGGGGUGCAGUGAAUGUCCUCUAUUGUCACCGCUGCGGGAAUUAUUUCCAGUGCUCAGAGCUGGGUCACUGCAGCUAUCACCCGAUGACUGUAGAUUUUGGAAACUUGGAGUGCGCAGCGACCAAGAUAGUUGGAAUAUAUCCCUGCUGUCAGCAACGAGUAUUGCAUUUUGAUCCAUCCCUUGAAGGCACUGGCUGCUGUGUGCGUGAUCACAAACCAACAUUAAAUAAACCAGUUUCGAACACAGCGGAGAACAUGGAGAACUCAGCUGAAUCGAGCGAUAACAAGAAAGAUGACGACUUAAAAGCAGAAAACAGCGAAGGAAAUGCAAAGAACGAUAACAACGAAGGAAAAUCAUUCCAACCGGAGAAAGGAAAGUCAACAGAAGAGGAACAGAACACUGAGCAAGAACCCGAUGCUGAGGCUUCUGAAAAGUUACCUUUCGAUAAAAAUUCAGCUUCUAACGAGGAGCCAGCAAUCACCAACAAUCCAACUGUUGUAGAAGAUAUGUUUGCACAUAGGAACGCUAUCUGUAUACCAUUCCGCAGAUUAUCAAGUGCGAGGUCUUCCGAAUUGAAUGUGUUUGGUGUGGAGGAGUUAGCUUUAGCGAACAUGAAUACCAGAGACCUGGAGAGCAACACGAGCGCCCUAUCGGACAUGAUAGACCCAAGUGAACGAAAAGUUUUAGAAUUUCCUACGUACCUACCCUCGAUAAGGCGAAGCCGAAGUCGGUUGGUUCAUCGUAGCUCACUGCGCAGAAUGAAGUUUCAAGCUGGGAACAAGGACGAUGACUAUGACCUGGGAGAAGACGAAGAUCAACCUGAGUCGGAGGACAAUGAUUUGGAGCAAAAACUCUUAUCUCGAGAGAAACCACGACCUCCGAGAAAAGUCACCUCUGCGUCCAGGAAAGAUUUCAGUACGUUUAAAAGUUACAAGUGGGACUCACAACGUUCCGUUCGCUGGAACCAGGAUGCACAGCGCGAAGAAGAUCAAAAGCGCAUGACAGAGUUGGUUUCCUAUUUGGCUCGACAGCGGGCUCACACGCCACAAGAGAAAAGCGAUAGCAAACAAAAACCAAAAGAAUUUGUAGGAGGCAUUUUCUCUAAGUUGGACAUUCAGUUUCGUGCGUCACAGCAGGCCGUUGUAUCGAAGACACAGUCCAGCGGGCCACCAACAGGAAACAGUCAAAGAAUUCGAAAGAUCCAACUGAAAGUAACCACGUGAUGACAUGAAAAAGAAAUACAAUUUGAAAGGCAAUUUAACUUAUUCUUCGUUGUUUGUAAUAAUAUUCAAUAUUCAUUUUUAAUAUGAUGUAUGCAAUUCUUGUAGAAUGUGUGUUUAA
This is a messenger RNA of Pocillopora verrucosa, 2790 nucleotides long. NCBI's taxonomy places the organism in Eukaryota, Metazoa, Cnidaria, Anthozoa, Scleractinia, Pocilloporidae. The record is from RefSeq and is a predicted model, not a curated record.